ACUAGGAUACUCUUUAGUUACGGGCUUGAUUUCGGGUUUGUGAAUUGUGAUGAGUUGGGUGAUGAGUCGGUAUUGAUUUUAAGGAAGUUUAAGGAGAUGGGUUGCUCCUCUCGUUGUUUCUCUCUCUAAAACUCGGCCGCAACCGGUUCGAUUCUCCACCCUCCUCCCCUCUGCUUCCGCCUUCGAUCGCCAGUCAGGUUGAGACCCGGACAUUUGAGGAGAUAGAAAAGGUAUUGGAAUAUGCAUCUCAAACAAAGACUUCCUUGACGCGGAUAAUGUUGGAUAAUAUGGUUGUACCACUACCAAAUGGGGAUGUUGAUGUAUCCAUGCUCGAACAAGCUGUGAAAUUGAUUGAUCGGAGAUUCGAAACUGAGGCAUCUGGUAAUGUUACUCUUGAAACCGUACACAAGAUUGGACAAACAGGGGUUGACUUCAUUUCUAGUGGUGCACUGACUCAUUCUGUAAAGGCUCUAGACAUCUCCCUCAAGAUUGAUACGGAGUUGGCCCUUCAAGUGGGAAGGCGUACAAAACGGGCAUGAUCGAGAAGUUAUCGGCCGGCUAAGGUGGUGACUUCGAACUUGUCAACAGUUGGUACAAAAC
Molecule: messenger RNA, 600 nt
Organism: Pyrus x bretschneideri (Chinese white pear)
Lineage: Eukaryota; Viridiplantae; Streptophyta; Magnoliopsida; Rosales; Rosaceae
Product: nicotinate-nucleotide pyrophosphorylase [carboxylating], chloroplastic-like
Exons: 4
Coding region: 276-539 (87 amino acids)
Biological process (GO): NAD+ biosynthetic process; quinolinate catabolic process
Cellular component (GO): cytoplasm
Molecular function (GO): nicotinate-nucleotide diphosphorylase (carboxylating) activity
Source: RefSeq, a predicted model, not a curated record